This is a messenger RNA of Nothobranchius furzeri (turquoise killifish), 1905 nucleotides long. It is a transcript of the gene rrh, whose product is annotated as retinal pigment epithelium-derived rhodopsin homolog. Gene Ontology annotation, cellular component: photoreceptor outer segment; plasma membrane. The record is from RefSeq and is a predicted model, not a curated record. Lineage: Eukaryota; Metazoa; Chordata; Actinopteri; Cyprinodontiformes; Nothobranchiidae. Gene Ontology annotation, biological process: phototransduction; cellular response to light stimulus; visual perception. Gene Ontology annotation, molecular function: G protein-coupled photoreceptor activity.
AGACUGACAGCAGCGUGAAAACAUCGCGACAUUUUACCUUCAAUCCCAUUUGGGUGAUUAAAAUAAACACCGGCAGACACGAAGAGGGUGAUGGUUUAUAUGAGCCUUAAUAGGAUCUCAGAAUAUUUUAAAUCAGGAGUCGAAAAUGAGUUUUAGAAAGUUCUGAAGCUAAACUGUUUCCGAACUUCAGCCUAACUCGACUUAAACACUCACUUCACUUGAAUGCUUAUAUUCUAAUUUGAAGUUUGCAUAUUUAAACUUUGAGUGAAAUAAAUUAUUGAAUUGAAACAGGAAGCAAAGUUUUAAUAUCUCAAUUAAUUUGAAUAUUAUCUUUUAAAACAAACAAUUCGCGAAACAGCAAACUAACACAUGAAUUAAUUAUUGUUGGUUUUUGUUGUUAAUUUUCCUGCUGAAGGAACAUUUGUGACCUCGACAGUCAAGGACAGAUGCUAACUGUUAGCAUCACGUUAGCUUCAGUUAGGUACUCACGACUGGUCCGAUCUUCUCCUUCGCCGGUUUGGUGUACAGGUUCGCCGACUGAGUCAUGGUGUUUCCCCGGAGGAAAGGACCGGCGCGGCGGGCGAUGGUCCUCAGCAACAUCGGCAUUUUGUCAGUUUUAUCUGCUACGAUGCCAGAAGAUGUGUGGAGGUGAAGCUAGCGGUUCAGCGCUGGGCGGAGAUGACCGGUUUACUGCAGUGUCAGCGGGCGGCAGCUCGACCAGCGCCACCUGCCGGUCUGGAGGAGUUCUGCUACCAGAAUCAGAUUUGUCCAUUUUUACUGCCGCUGUUGUUCGCUUCAUGGGGAUGGGUUCAACGUUUAACGUUUCUGAUGAUGUUGCUUCUUAUGGAGGGAGAAGUGCGUUCACCCAGCUGGAGCACAACGUCGUGGCUGGAUAUCUGAUAACAGCAGGGGUCAUCAGCCUCGCCAGUAACAUCGUGGUGCUGAUGAUGUUUGUGAAGUUCAGAGAGCUUCGCACAGCCACCAACUUCAUCAUCAUCAACCUGGCCUUCACCGACAUCGGAGUGGCCGGCAUCGGUUAUCCCAUGUCGGCUGCAUCAGACAUCCACGGAAGCUGGAAGUUCGGCUACAACGGCUGUCAGAUUUACGCAGCUCUGAACAUCUUCUUUGGCAUGGCGAGCAUCGGCCUGCUGACGGUGGUGGCCCUCGACCGCUACCUGACCAUCUGCAGACCUGAUAUUGGGCAGAAAAUGACGAGUAGAUCCUACAGCGCUCUGAUUGUGGCUGCGUGGCUCAACGCCGUCUUCUGGUCCUCCAUGCCCAUCGUGGGCUGGGCCAGUUACGCCCCUGACCCGACUGGCGCCACAUGUACCAUCAACUGGAGGCAGAACGACGCGUCCUUCGUGUCCUACACCAUGGCGGUGAUCGCUGUGAACUUCCUGGUUCCUCUGUCCAUCAUGUUCUACUGCUACUACAACGUGUCGGUCACCGUCAGGAGAUACAAGGCCAGUAACUGUCUGGACAGCAUCAAUGUGGACUGGUCCGACCAGAUGGACGUCACCAAGAUGUCCAUCGUUAUGAUCGUCAUGUUCCUGGUAGCCUGGUCUCCAUACUCUCUGGUGUGUCUCUGGGCGUCGUUUGGGGACCCGAAGACAAUCCCCGCCUCCAUGGCCAUCAUCGCUCCCCUCUUCGCCAAGUCCUCCACCUUCUACAACCCCUGCAUCUACGUGAUCGCCAACAAAAAGUUCAGGCGAGCAAUCAUCGGGAUGAUCCGGUGUCAGACCAGGCAGCGGGUCAACAUCAGCACCCAGGUUGCCAUGACGACCUCCCAGCAGCCUCUGACCCAGUGAGGAGGAGAUGGAUUCGUGUUUGUAACAUCCCGGCAUUCCGAGCUGGGCUGAAUGUUUCCUGAUGAUUUCUGCAGCAUUAAAAGUAUUUUGGACAGUU